UAGUACAAAUAAAUAGUGUGUGGAUUGCGGUGAGGCCGGCCGAUAGUUGUUUUUCCGGUUUAUUUGUCCGGAUGAAGGCAUGAUUGGAGUGAUUUCGUACGGCAAUCGACGGCGCAGAUCAAACUGCUUCACCGGCAAGAAGAAGCGCUCGCCGCCGGUCGGCGUUGGCGGGGCGAAACGUGCCAAGAAGGCACGAAAUGCACGCGGUGGCGGCCACGCCGGUUCGAGCACCGGCCGCGAGAAGGCGGCACUGGCACUGGCGGUAGUCAACUGUGGCUGGGAAGAAGAUGAGGCGAAAACGGCGAACCGAGCAAAGUCGAGGCAACAGCAGCGCCAUCGCGCAGCCGAACCGAGAACCAGCAGACGUCUGCGCUCGGCAUCAGUGACAGGAGCAGAGGCAGCAGCAGUAGCAGCAGCGAGUAAAAAACAAGAACAAGUUCGUUCGACAAGUUCGGCAAGUUUGGCCGAUGGUGGAGUUGGUAGUGAAAUGUGCGAAAAUAAUCCCGUUCCCGUUGGGGGCGGCUACGGUGGCAGGAAACGGGGUCACCAGCAUCAUCCACGGUUCGGCGGCAGCAGGAAGUCGAACGUGCCAGCGGAGGACGUGAUUGCAGCGCUGAGAGAGGCCUUCGAUGGCGGAGCAGCGAUUACGACGUCGACCGUCAUAGUAGGCGGCGGAGGAGGUAGUAUUAGCAGCAGCUCGUCAUCGUCGUCACUGCUGAUUGGAGGAGGAACGGCAGGCAGCAUAGUAAACACAGACAUAAUCAUCGACGAGAAUGCCAAUCCCAGCUCACAGCUGCUGCUGGUGUCACAGAAUGUCACCGAGGAGGACGGCGCAGAGGAGGAAGCUCAAGACAAACAAACGAUGAUGAUGGCAAUCGAUGACGACGAGGAUGACGUCGUCGAUGAUGAUCUUGUAAAUAAUAAUAGCAACAGUUUGGGCCAGGAUCUCAACCCGGAAGUCGGCGAGGAGGAGGAGGAUGAGGACCUAGAAAGUGAUCUAAUUAAACAAAGCAAAAACAAAGGCAGCAACAGCAUCAGCAAUAGUCUAGUUAGUAGCGAGUUAAGCAAUAGCACCACCAGCACUACGAGCAAGGUGAUAGUGAUAGACGACGAGGAGCUCCUCGAGCUCGACGGGGAAGUCCCGCUGCUGGAGGGUAAGCUGGAGGAGGAAGUGGCCGCCAGCGGGCCGGAGCUAGUCAAGCAAAUUAGCAAGAAGCUGAAACGCAGCAAAAAGAGUCCAUCCUCGGACGAUUCCAGCAGUGCGGCGAGCAGGAAAAAGUCCAGCAGUAGCAAGAAAUCUUCCAAAAAUUCCGAUGGCAGCAGCAGCGGCACCACCGUUACCAAGGUCCGGAAAAAGGUCCGCUCGGCGGACAAGCUGGAGCGGGCAUCCGGCGAUGGGGCAUCGUGCGAGGACGGCGGAAGCGGCCUGGGCGGAGGCGUCGGCAACGGCGGACCAGCGGACGAGAACGACCCAGACGUGGCGGAGUGGGCCAAGCUGCGCUGCACCAGCGAGCGGACCGAGGUCAUCGCCGAGCGGGAACACCGGAGGCAGAAGCGGUGCGCCGACUACCCGGGUCUGGCCUUCGGACGGUCCAUCUUCAGCUCGGACACCAUGAUGAAGUUCAACAUCAUUCGGAACGAGCUGCACAACAUCAUGAAGACGCAGCUGAAACGGGCCGAGUCCGAAGUCGCUGCCCUGAACCGUCGUAUUCAGCUGCUGGAGGAAGAUCUGGAACGUUCGGAAGAACGUCUGGCUUCCGCCACAGCUAAACUGUCAGAGGCUUCGGCGGCCGCUGAUGAGAGCGAACGUGCCCGUAAGAUUCUUGAGAACCGUUCCCUGGCCGAUGAGGAGCGCAUGGACGCCCUCGAGAACCAGCUGAAGGAAGCCCGGUUCCUGGCUGAGGAAGCCGACAAGAAAUACGAUGAGGUCGCUCGUAAACUGGCCAUGGUUGAGGCCGAUCUGGAGCGUGCUGAAGAGCGUGCCGAGGCCGGUGAAGGCAAGAUCGUCGAGCUUGAGGAGGAGCUGCGCGUUGUCGGCAACAACCUGAAGUCGCUGGAAGUCUCGGAAGAGAAGGCCACGCAACGGGAGGAAACGUACGGCGGACAAGUCAGAGUGCUGGACCAGCGUCUGAAGGAGGCUGAAGCUCGCGCUGAAUUCGCUGAGCGUUCCGUUCAGAAGUUGCAGAAGGAAGUCGACAGACUCGAAGACGACCUAAUGCACGAGCGUGCCAAGAACAAAAUGCUCCAGGAGGAGAUGGAGGCAACCCUGCACGACAUCCAGAACAUGUAAACAAAAACAAAACAAACAAACACGAUCGUCAUGUCAUCAUUAGCAACAAAGACAGCAACAACUACUACUACAGUAAACAACAACAACAACAUCGUAGCAUCCCGCGAGCGUCAUCGACGCUGUCAGCAGGAAAUCCAAGAUGGCGGCGCGAUGACGCGCUGCAAGGCGCCUACUAGUCCUCGGGGGUGCCUUUAGUGUCACACGUUGCCUUGUCGUCAAGAACAAAACUAUUUAACAACAACAACAACAGCAGCAGUAGAUUAAUGUAACUGUUACUCAACUCUUGUGUCAACUCUUUUGUUUAUUUUCGCUAGGAAACAAAUGUGGUUUUAGGAAAGAAGUCGAAGCACAAACACACCCACAGCGAGAGCAAUUAUGUCACCAAUACACUCACACACGCAAACAUGUUUGCGGGGCGACAUCUACCGUACGAAGUCGGUACUGUUUAGAAUUCCGUAAUUGAAAUUGUACAUUCACACACACACACACUCACAAAUUUGUAGGGUGAACAUUCCAAUCACUUGAGAACAUUCUUUUUCCCGUUUUUUGUUGUUUGCAACCAACCAGAGUUAGGGUAAAAUACACACUCACAACUUAUUAGGAUAUGAUUGUUACUGCCUAUUACGAUUACAAUGUUUACAAUUACAGUUCGCUUUUGUUCCGAUUCUUGCUCCCCUUCCCCAUCUUGUUUUGAACGCUGUUCGCAUCUUUCAAACGCGUCUUCCGAUUUGCAUUUUUGUCCGCUAAACAGAGAAAAUUUUGUUUGAGGCAGCAUUUACGAUUGUGGUUUCACGCAAAAGAGCAUGCAUUUAAAAAUAAAAACAGCACCAGCAAAUUUUUGACAUUUAAGCAACCAACUGUCUUGAAUGUUGUUCUAUGAGCACGAUUCCAACCCUGCGCGUUUGACAGUUGCUUACCUUGAGACGUUGCAAGCUUUGGGCAAUCAAGGCUGGCAAUGCAAAAGGUAGGAGCCGCUGUCAAAAGAGUCAAUACGUUCAGAUUAAAUUGCACAAGAAAAAUACUGUCAGUUUUAAGGGAGAGAACCAAGUUUAAAGAAAGUAAUCCACAUUAGUUACGUUUAAGUAGUUUGAAAACAGUCGAAUCGAUCGAGUAAUUAAUACGUAUUUGAACGGAAAUUCGCGUCUUUGUUGCAACUUUAAGGUUUUACACAAAUAAACACACACACACUCUUUGAAGCAGCUCCCACCCCCUGCGUCUUAAUGUUAGUUUGUUUCCAUUUUUGCAAUAAGCUAUCCCUAUUAUUUUUCUUAGUAGAUGCAUUGAGUUAAAAAAGAUAAACAAAAUACAGAUGAAAGACAGUAAUUUAUGAGCAACCAAUUUUUUAAGUAAUUUUAAGGAACACAUCAUGAGAUAUUCCAGCUAGCGAGAGAAAAAAAUGUGGUGAAAAAUUGAUCGGAAGAAUAAAAUAUCGAAAAAAAAUAUUUAAAAAUCUAUCGUCGGGAACGAUCGCGUGCAAACAGUGCCUUUGUCGAUUAAGUCUACUUACCAACAACAAAAAAGCGUGUAUUUUUUCCGAUCGAUUUUGAGCCGCCCACCUUGAAAUUGUGUGGCCUAGCCAUUUUGAGAGAGGGAGAUAGUAUUUUUUUUCUUUUCUUAUUUUUCGACAUUGUCGCGAACCCCCCGCAACUAAAUUAAGUACAUUUUAAGAGAGGGACCGUGUACAUUUUUGUUCUGGUUUUGAUCAUGCUUUCACGAAAACAAAAUAAACACCAAUACACGGAAACAAAUCAGACAGAUCAUUCCACUUUGUAGUGCGCGCACAAAAUUGUAAAUCAGCUGCUUUUAGGUUAAACACGCAAACACACUUUGUGAAUGUACACCGAAAACACUCCGCGAAAGUUACACUGUAAUUUCAUGGAAGGAAAUUUACACGACAAAAAAAAGGUUUUCAUUUCAAACGACAACAACCAACCGGAAUAACAACAACAACAACAACAGAAAAAACAACAACAACAACAAAAUGAUAUCAUAUUGAGUGUUUAUAAUAAUAUAUUAUUUUAUUUAAAGCCGA
Molecule: messenger RNA, 4322 nt
Organism: Culex quinquefasciatus (southern house mosquito)
Lineage: Eukaryota; Metazoa; Arthropoda; Insecta; Diptera; Culicidae
Gene: Tm1
Product: tropomyosin-2
Exons: 8
Coding region: 80-2290 (736 amino acids)
Biological process (GO): muscle contraction; actin filament organization
Cellular component (GO): actin filament
Molecular function (GO): actin filament binding
Source: RefSeq, a predicted model, not a curated record